GAGGAGCAAGUUCGGAACUCUCACGCCAACGGGUCUCUCUUCUGCGCCAUCAUGAAACCGUGUUUGUUCAGAAUCCGCAACUAGUCUUGCCAGGAGCUACUUUUACGGCUAAAAAUCUACCGGAAGCUGCCGUCGUCUCGCGUACUUGUAGGCCGGACAGCUGAGGGACUCGCUGAGUGGCGCGGGAGGAUUGGCGGCGACAUGCUGAGCGGAGGCGCGAGCCACGGCGCCGGCGUCAGAAGCCACCGCCCGAUGGUCGUGGUGCUCGCUGUGGGCGCGGGCGGCAGGUCCAGGCCGGUUCCGAUGCUGAAGAGAGCGGCGAAGAGGCACCGCUCCCCGAGAUCCAUCCGCCGCCUGGACCACAACAACAACAACAGCGGCCUGCUGCAGCCCGGUACCGAGGGCCCGCUCACCGCGCUCCGUCACGGCAGACACGGAGGCAAGCAAGAGCUGCUCAAGUCCAGAUGUGGUCAUCACGACCGCAGCGUGGCGCUGCGGGCCGCCCCGGCCUCUCACGCCCACGCCGGACACCAGCGCCUGGACCAGAACCUGCGCGGCAUCCGAGUGCGUCCCACGUCCGGGCCGCUCCUGCUCCACUCUCCCCGACUCCUCAAAGAGGCGGAGAAGGUCUACGCCGGGGCCAAGUUCAGCGAGCCGCCCUCGCCCAGCGCCCUGCCCAAACCCCCGAGUCACUGGGUCUGAGGUGCCGGUCCGGGCCAUGUGUUGACUGAAGCGCUGGCGCCGCCGAGUGGCCACUGAUGGAAACAUAUGUGUGUAUGUUUUGAAUGGCUUGUGUUCUGAGGUCUGUUUCUGACCGACCCGUCUCACCGGGUCUGGACCGACCCUUGCCCUGGUUCGGUGGCUCAUGCUUGUCUCAAGCCUCCUCCUCUGGACCCAACGCUCGACUGGGGUCACCCUUGCUGCUGCCAACCCCUCGUUCCUGGUGCUGUAGCGACACCUGUUGCCACCUCUGUUUUGGACCUGAACCAUGAGGACGGGACCGGCUGAGAACUGUUGCUGGACAGAACAGAACUCCCGUCAGUGGUUUGUCAUGAUUCCUGUCGGCAUCGUACUGAGCGCGCUCAGUAGGUGGACCUCCAGAACUUAAGAUUUUUUUACUGCUGUUUUUUUUUUUUUUAAACUUCCUGAAGCUGUGUUUGUCAUUAAAGCUAGAAACUGAAGUGCAGCUCUUCUGUCUCCCUCC
Messenger RNA from Synchiropus splendidus (mandarinfish), 1204 nucleotides. Its product is annotated as proline-rich nuclear receptor coactivator 2-like. The transcript is spliced from 2 exons. Gene Ontology annotation, cellular component: P-body; nucleus. Lineage: Eukaryota; Metazoa; Chordata; Actinopteri; Syngnathiformes; Callionymidae. The record is from RefSeq and is a predicted model, not a curated record. Gene Ontology annotation, biological process: nuclear-transcribed mRNA catabolic process, nonsense-mediated decay. The coding region runs from base 202 to 702 and encodes 166 amino acids.